Molecule: messenger RNA, 423 nt
Organism: Trichomonas vaginalis G3
Lineage: Eukaryota; Parabasalia; Trichomonadida; Trichomonadidae
Exons: 1
Coding region: 1-423 (140 amino acids)
Source: RefSeq, a predicted model, not a curated record
AUGCUCGAGAAAGUCUCUGAUUUUGACGACUAUGAUCUUUCAUUUGAAAUUGACGGAAUUUAUAAAAAAAUCGCAAAAUUAGAAUUCAACUUAACAGGCAAAGAUGAAUACAUAUGCUCAUCAUUAACAGAUGAUAUGAGUCAUGAUGUAAAUGGAUUAAUUUCACCAAAAUCUAUGGAAUUUUUAGUUUUACGCCAUGAUGACCAGCUUUGGUUCAAAUAUAACUUGCGCCAAAAACCAUCAACAUUUUCAAAUCCAAUAGUUAAGGUUGUCAUUGGAGUAAUCAUUUACAUGAUAAUUGGAAUUGCUUCAGACAAUCUGGUUCUAUGGCUCUGGCUAUGGUGGCAACGCUCUCCUCGGCAAGAAGUGCUUCGCCCUCCGUAUCGGCUCCAACCUCGCCCGCAAGGAAGGCUGGCUCGCUGA